ACAACAGACCGUAGAGAGUUAGUACUCAAGUUUUUAAAAAGCACAUUAUCAACUUUAUCAGAGAAAACAACCAUGGAUGAACCGAUGAACAGCUACCAGCCGGUGCAAACAACUGAUAAAGAAAAUGAACGAAGGGAUAGGAAGAAGCACUGUGAUCACGACGAUGAGGUACCAGGCAAAGAAGCCCUAACGACCGAUGAGAAGUGUUGCUGCAGUUGCCUCCAAAGCCUCGACUCUCCGUACUUGUUUGUCUUCUGGUUGAGUUUGGUUUGCUUUGUGUUAUCAGCUUCAUUUUCGGCAACCGGGGGAGGCAUUUUGAGCACAAUCGAGAAGCGCUUCCAGCUCAAGACCUCUCAGAUGGCACCCUUUAUAAUCUGCAAUGACAUAGCCAGCAUAGUGUUAGUGUUGUUCGUGGCGCAUUUCGGGCACAAGAGUCACCGACCGCGUUUCAUCGGGGUUGGCGGCGUUAUUAUCGGCGUAGGAUUUCUGCUUUGCGCGCUACCGCAAUUUAUCUACGAGACACCUUCGCAGUUUUCACAGGCUGUCAGUGAUGAUGUCACGUACCAGAACCAGUCAGAACAGCCAACCGCUGGUAAACUCUAUCAGGUAUGCCUCCUAUCUGAAAACACAACAGGAGGCACAAACACUGAGGUAUGUACCUCCGAGGAACAGGAAACCUCCGGAUCGCUCAUGUGGCAGGUAUCUUGGAUCAUUAUUGGUCAGAUGUUAACUGGUAUUGGUGGAGCACCGAUGUCACCUCUAGCCAUCACCUAUAUGGAUGACAACCUGGACCGCAACUCACUCCCAAUAUAUAUAGCUUGUUUGUCAGUAUGCUACGCCGUGGGACCAUUGGUUGGCUUCACCAUCAGCGGCUACUGUCUCUCCAUUCACGCCGACUUCCUUAAGGCGACAGUUAGCGCCCAACCAGGCGAUCCUAACUGGAUCGGCGCCUGGUGGCUAACGUAUGCAACUUUCGGUGUGCUGAUGAUUCUAGUGAGUGUGCCGAUUGCUCUGUUCCCCAAGAGGGUCCGGAGACGAAGUGGACAAGAGGGGAGACGAAGUGGACAAGAGGAGAGACGAGGGCAGGAGGAGAUAACACAGGAACAAACCGAAGUCACCAAUGGAACUGGGAUGCACAAUACGACCACACUACACAAGAGCGGCAAAACCAAAUACGCACAUGCGAUAGGUUUCUUCAAGGCAUUGUAUCGAAUAGCCACCAAUGUAUCUUACAUGGCCGUCAUACUGGGCGGAUGCUGUUACACAGUGGCCCUAAUAGGAAAUAUCGUCUUCAUGCCGAAGUAUCUGGAAACUCAGUUUUCACUGCCAGCCACCACGGCCCCCAUGAUCUUUGGUCUCACAGUAACACCUGGUUCCUUAUUGGGGUAUAUCAUUGGAGGCAUAGUGGUAACGAAGAUGAAGUUAACGAGGAAGGGCAUGGCAGGUUUUGUGGUCAUCAUCCAGCCAGUCAUCCUACUCGUUCAGGUCGUGUUCUUGUUCCUGGGAUGUGACAACCGGAAUACAGCCGGACUGACCACAGACUACCUUGUCAAUAAUACGAAUACAAGAGCGUUGCCAAAUCUUACCGUUGGGUGCAACUCUGGCUGCGCAUGCCUUUCAGAUUACACACCAGUCUGCGGCUCGGAUGGCGUGACGUAUGCAACUCCUUGUCAUGCAGGUUGCCUAGCGACGGUAGAAAGUGCCUCCACUGUAGAAGAGGGAAACAUUACGAUUUACACCAAUUGCAGUUGUGUAGGCGCAUCUCCGGAUUGGCUUGCCGAUGAUUACUAUGGGGAGACAGCGAUCGCCGGAGAGUGCCCCAAUGCAUGUAACACGCUGAUACCAUUCGUUGCGAUCGCCAUUUUAAGUUCGACAUUACACGCAGUUCUUGGCAACACAUUUUUCGUGGUCUCAGUACGGGCAGUAGACGACGAUGACCGUUCGUUAGCGAUUGGUUUGUCGUCCUUGAUGAUGCGUUUACUGGGUGUCAUCCCCUCGCCUCUUAUAUUCGGCGCAGCCAUCCAGCAAGCGUGUCUCUUACUACAGUCGUCAUGUGGGGAAACAGGUAACUGCCUCUUGUACGACAUCGUCCAUUUCAGGACUGUGUACUUCGCAUUGCCUCUUGGUCUCGAGUUCCUGGGUGCGAUUGGAUAUAUUGUAUGUUACGUAUUCCUCAAGGAGCCAAUCAAAAAUGAGGAACUACCUGCCUUGACCUCUUUAAAUAGAAACCAUGUAGGAGCAUCUGUCAGUCAAGAUGAGAACGAAGACAGCGUCGAAGACUCCGUUCUAGUUCACUACGAAACCACUGUGUAAAAGCUACUUGGACUGCAGGUGUCGAGCAACAUUAUUAUUAUACACAUAAUGAAUGUUUAUGAGUGCAAUGGUGCGAAUAUGUUCAUGAGUUGA
Molecule: messenger RNA, 2406 nt
Organism: Asterias rubens (European starfish)
Lineage: Eukaryota; Metazoa; Echinodermata; Asteroidea; Forcipulatida; Asteriidae
Product: solute carrier organic anion transporter family member 1B3-like
Exons: 11
Coding region: 73-2313 (746 amino acids)
Biological process (GO): transmembrane transport; sodium-independent organic anion transport
Cellular component (GO): membrane
Molecular function (GO): protein binding
Source: RefSeq, a predicted model, not a curated record